AUGGCCCUUCAGAACGUCCUCGCCGCUACGCUCAUCGCCAUAACAAAUCCCGCCUCUGACGACCCGAUUCUUCAGUGCUUCAACAAUGACCUUGAAGUUCUUCGCGAUAAUCUAUUGAACAACACCAAUGAGGGUCUUCGGCUUGCUGACGCGAACCUACGCGUUUUUCCCUUCAAGGAUGUCGGAACUUGCUGGCGGAGACUCUAUACAGACGCGAGCAUCCUCAAAGCCUGCCUGAUCAUCUGCGAUAACCUCGGACUCGCUGACAGACGUGCGGAUAACCAUGCUUAUGAAGACACAGCUGUUUCUCGAUUGAUAAAGACACUUGCCAGCUACACUAACGAUGGCCUCCGAGUCGACCCCACGGCCCCCUGGCUCUCGUCAGCAAUCCACACCCUCGAUAAAGCACUGAUCAUGACCGGCGCGCCGCUCCGUGAGGACGUCAUCGAGUCUCUGCUCUCGGCUUUACAAGCCGCUACACGACCCCAUAAUCUCAAUACCGGCGACGACUUGAACAGAACAGACUUGGGUGACAGCCCAUCCCGCGCCUCCAAACGACGGAAGCUCUCCCCUCCGCUGUUCCCUCCCGAUGCCGUCCCGGCUCCGAGCCUCAAGUAUCCGAUUCCUCGCGUCUCAGAGCCGAGCUUUGAUUACAUGGAGGAGCAUAUACAGAAUGUCAAGACGCCGCUGGUUAUUACGAACGCGGUGGAGCACUGGCCGGCCAUGUCGAGCAGGUCAUGGGCGUCGCGCGAUUACUGGCUCGAUAGGACCUUUGGUGGACGCAGGCUGGUUCCUGUGGAAAUCGGAAGGUCGUAUACGGAUGAGGGAUGGGGACAGCGGAUCAUAGAGUUCAGCGAGUUCGUUGAGAGGUUUAUUUGGCGCGAUCCGUCGACGUCGAGGACCGCGAUGCACUCUCCGGUCGAAAACAAGAAUGAGGAAUACCAAGAUGCCAAUCAAACCGGAUAUCUGGCUCAGCAUGAUCUUCUCGGUCAGAUACCCGCUCUGCGCAAGGACAUCUCCGUCCCGGACUUUUGCUACAUUGACCCGCCGGCGCCAGAUCCGGACACGCCAGUGUAUGCGAAGAAGCUUCAAGAACGAGAAGAGGAGCAGAAGAAGAAGGCGGCGAGUAACGGUUCCAUCAAUGGAGGACUGGACAGAUGUACUGAAGACGACGUUGACGACGACCUUCUUAGUCCACCGAGUGACCCAAUCAUAAACACUUGGAUUGGACCUUCCUGGACAAUAUCCCCUCUCCACCACGACCCCUACCACAACAUUCUCGUCCAAGUCACAGGCGCCAAAUACAUCCGCCUCUAUUCUCCACAUACUCCGGCUUCGCAGAUCCACCCUAGAGGCAUGGAAGCCGUCACCUCCACUAAAGAGAGACGGAAUAGCAAUUCUUCUGCAAGUUCAGGCGUUAUUCUGGCUGGCGCAGAUGGCGAUGACGCCUCAACGGCACGUAUGAUUGACAUGUCGAAUACAUCAAAGGUUGAUGUCGCUGCCAUUGAACUCUCCCCAGCUGAGUCGGAGCAGUGGGAGGCUAUGUGGCCGGGAUUCCAGCAGGCAGAGUACGUGGAGACGGUCCUGAAAGAGGGAGAGUCUCUUUACAUACCUGUAGGAUGGUGGCAUUAUGUGAGGGGAUUGAAGGCAGGCAUUAGCGUUAGCUUCUGGUGGUGA
Aspergillus mulundensis is the source of this 1677-nucleotide messenger RNA. Its product is annotated as putative JmjC domain protein. The record is from RefSeq and is a predicted model, not a curated record. Bases 1 to 1677 code for a protein of 558 amino acids. Lineage: Eukaryota; Fungi; Ascomycota; Eurotiomycetes; Eurotiales; Aspergillaceae. The transcript has a single exon. Gene Ontology annotation, molecular function: 2-oxoglutarate-dependent dioxygenase activity.